GUAAAGCUUAAGAGGACAACAACUUUUCUCAUUUGUUUCAAAGAUGGGGAAAAUGGCCUCUCUAUUUGCCUCUCUUUUAGUUGUUUUAGUGUCACUGAGCUUAGCUUCUGAAAGCUCAGCAAAUUAUCAAUACUCAUCUCCACCACCACCUAAGAAAUCAUACCUCUACAAGUCUCCUCCUCCACCAGUGCAUGUCUAUCCAUCACCACCCCACCACCCUGUAUAUAAGUCUCCACCACCACCNGUCACCACCACCACACAAGAAGCCAUACUAUCCCCCACACACUCCAGUUUAUAAGUCGCCACCACCACCCAAAAAGCCAUACUAUCCUCCACACACUCCCGUUUACAAGUCACCACCACCACCAACUCCCGUUUACAAGUCACCACCACCACCAACUCCCGUUUACAAGUCACCACCACCACCCAAGAAGCCAUACUAUCCCCCACAUACCCCGGUUUAUAAGUCGCCACCACCACCAACUCCCGUUUACAAGUCACCACCACCACCCAAGAAGCCAUACUAUCCUCCAUAUACCCCAGUUUACAAGUCCCCGCCACCACCAACUCCAGUUUACAAGUCACCACCACCACCAAAGAAGCCAUACUAUCCUUCACCAACACCGUAUCAUCCUGCACCAGUUUAUAAGUCUCCUCCACCGCCAACUCCAGUCAACAAGUCUCCCCCACCACACCACCCCUAUGUUUACGCUUCUCCUCCUCCUCCCUACCAUUACUAAGAAGUGACAUCACAAAGUUGGAGGAAGCGCAGAAUGUUGAGCUAAAAGAAAGGCUUUUUCCAUUUUCGAGAGGUAAUGAGAAAAGAAGAAGAAGAAAAAAUGCGUAAAUAAUAAGCCUCCAUAGGAGGCGAACUUCUUUUGUAGCUUCAUGUUGUCUAAGCUAUUGAUAUUGUUUGUACCCUAUAUUUUAUAUUUUAUUUCUGUCUUUGUGUAUGUUUUGUUCAGUUUCGAUCUCGUUGCAAAAUGCAGAGAUUAUGAGAUGAAUAAAGUUAGUUAUAUUAUUAUA
Messenger RNA from Nicotiana tabacum (common tobacco), 1026 nucleotides. The record is from RefSeq and is a predicted model, not a curated record. NCBI's taxonomy places the organism in Eukaryota, Viridiplantae, Streptophyta, Magnoliopsida, Solanales, Solanaceae.